Molecule: messenger RNA, 2272 nt
Organism: Helianthus annuus (common sunflower)
Lineage: Eukaryota; Viridiplantae; Streptophyta; Magnoliopsida; Asterales; Asteraceae
Product: putative pentatricopeptide repeat-containing protein At3g15930
Exons: 1
Coding region: 258-2162 (634 amino acids)
Biological process (GO): RNA modification
Molecular function (GO): RNA binding; protein binding
Source: RefSeq, a predicted model, not a curated record
UCCUAGGUCCAUCUCCUUCAAACCCCUCCUACAUGACAGCCCAUCUCCUUGGGGAAGAGGCUCUCUAUCCCCUCCAGUCUUAUAACAAAUUAUUAAAUCAUAAUCCUUGAGGCUUGCACCCAAAUCGGUUACAUCAGAGAAACUGUUGACAGUCUUGUGGCGGUGGUGGCGCUCAAUGUCUACACAUUCACCACCGUGAGAGACCUGAAAUAUGAUAAAUUAGCAACAUUAAAAGAUUUGCUAUCUUGACAUCAUUCAUGUUCGUAUCAACGAUGAAAACAGAUCCUUUACUUGAUCGUAUUUCCAUUUGCAAAUCCAUGGACCAACUUAAGCAAAUUCACUUGCAAGCCAUCGUAAGAGGCUUAAGCCUCAACCCUUUAAUAUGUUUUAAACUCAUCGUCUUUUGUUGCACUAGAGACCCAGGCAGUGUUAACUAUGCCCGCCAAGUGUUCGACAUAAUGCCUGAACCAAAAGUUUUCAUUUGGAACAUGAUGAUCAAGGGCUACUCUCGCACUAACCGUACCGAAUACGCAGUCUCCAUGUAUGUAGAAAUGUUGCGGAGGGAUAUGAAGCCCGAUAAUUACACAUUUCCGUUUCUAUUAAACGGUUUUACAAAACGGGUCGGGUUGGAAUUUGGGAAGGGGAUACAUUGUCAUGUAUGUAAGUUCGGGUUUGGUUCGAAUCCAGCUGUCGAAACAUCGUUGAUGCAAAUGUACUCGUUACGCGGGGAUAUGAGUGCUGCUAGAAUGGUCUUUGAUACAUGUUUGAAAACGAAAAGCAAUGCCAUCAUUUGGAAUAUCAUGAUUGCGGGCUACAAUCGAAGCAAAUGGUUUAACGAAUCAAGAAAGCUUUUUCAUGAAAUGGAAAAGAGAAGAAUCGAACCUACUUGUGUCACUCUUGUUUCAAUGCUAUCAGUUUGUUCAAAGUUAAAGGACACCACCAGCUGCAAGUACGUUCAUGGAUACAUCUACGAUGGGAGAAUUGAACCGAAUUUGGUGUUGAAUAAUGCUUUAGUUGAUGCAUAUGCAGCAUGUGGGGAAAUGGAUGCUGCGUUGUCGGUUUUCAAGAACAUGAAAGCGAGAGACGUUAUUUCUUGGACCGCAAUAUUAUCAGGGUUUCUUAAUAUUGGAAAACUCGACCUCGCUCGUGAGUUGUUUGAUGAAAUGCCUGUGAGAGAUUCGGUUUCAUGGACCGCAAUGAUCGAUGGGUACGUAAAGCAAAACCGGUUCAAGGAGGCUUUGAUGCUUUUCAAGAACAUGCAAGAUGCAAAAGUAGAACCCGAUGAGUUCACCAUGGUUAGCAUUCUUACAGCCUGUGCCAACACAGGUGCACUCGAGUUAGGCAAGUGGGUUAACGUCUGUAUCGACAAAAACAAGAUUAAAAACGACGUUUUCGUUGGAAAUGCACUUAUCGACAUGUAUUUUAAAUGCGGUGAAGUGGGUAAAGCGGUGGAUAUUUUCAACAAAAUGCCGAAAAGAGAUAAGUUCACUUGGACUGCUAUCAUUGUCGGUUAUGCUAUAAACGGAUUUGGAAACGAAGCUAUUAACAUGUUCAAUGAGAUGCUGAAUGCAUCGAUAAAACCGGAUCAUAUAUGUUACCUAGGCGUUUUAAGUGCGUGUACUCACACGGGUAUGGUGGAUGAAGGCAGAAAGUUUUUUGCUGACAUGUCGAUCCACCAUGGAAUCGAGCCCGAAGUUGAACAUUACGGGUGCAUGGUUGAUCUUUUGGGCCGGGCCGGGCUUUUAGCCCAAGCUUAUGAUCUCAUAAACACUAUGCCAGUUAAACCUAAUUCGGUUGUUUGGCGAGCUCUUCUUGGUGCGUGCGGAAUACAUAAAGAUGUAGAUUUGGCUGAAAUAGCAGCGAAGAAACUUAUUGAAUUAGAGCCAGAAAAUGGUGGGGUUUAUGUAUUAUUAUGCAACAUAUAUGCAGCUUGCAAUAGAUGGGAUGAUUUACAUAAAUUAAGAAAUAUAAUGAUGAUUAGAGGGGUAACAAAAACCCCGGGUUGUAGUAGUAUAGAGAUUUAUGGCACGGUUAACGAGUUCAUGGCACGAGAUAGAUCGCAUUGUCGAUCUGAAGAGAUAUAUUCGAUGGUUGAGAUGAUGACCGAAGAACUGAGAGUUUUUGGGUAUGCUCCUGAAAUAGGAGAGGACAUAAAUAUGUAAUGUGGAUGAAUGGUGUAUAAUGUGUUAAUGUUAUUAAUAGUUUGUAUAUUUAAUUUUUGUUGUGUUCUUGGAGAUUCUAUAAAAGUUGGUAGAUACCUGAAUACCUGAUG